Molecule: messenger RNA, 453 nt
Organism: Leguminivora glycinivorella
Lineage: Eukaryota; Metazoa; Arthropoda; Insecta; Lepidoptera; Tortricidae
Product: acylphosphatase-2-like
Exons: 2
Coding region: 90-395 (101 amino acids)
Molecular function (GO): acylphosphatase activity
Source: RefSeq, a predicted model, not a curated record
UCAAAAUUUUUGUAUUUGUACACAACUACUAAAGAUUUUAAUUUACAUCAAACAUAAACAAAGGAAAACAAGUAUAAACUGAUCAAAAAAUGGCAACCAACAAAGCUGUGACGUUGGCAACAGCCGAUUUCGAAGUUUUCGGCAAAGUUCAAGGCGUUUACUUCAGGAAACAUACACAGAAGAAAGCACAGGAGUUAGGUUUGAAAGGUUGGGUGAUGAACACGGCCCAAGGAACCGUAGUCGGACAACUCCAAGGACCGCCAAAACCACUACAAGAUAUGAAGGUCUGGUUGCAGAUGGUUGGGAGUCCGAAGUCUAAAAUUGAGAAAACUACUUUCCGGAACGAAAGUGCCAUCAAUAACUGUGCUUUUAGAAGCUUUGAAAUACGUCAUUAAGUUGCAGUUCUGCAGCAGGAAAAGCAUGCGGCACUUGAGCAUGCAAUCGCUGUACGUG